AUGGCGAGUUUAGCUGGCGUGUUUAAGGAGAAGGAAAGGACAAACUGGCUAAAGGCAUGGCUAGCAUUAGAUAUUGCAAAGCUGGGUUUUGAGAACUUUGUAACAAGCGAGUCUCAGAAUUUUCACGACCACAUUUACGACCAAGCUCGUGAAAUCCAUAAAGCUGUGCGUCACUCUGCUGAUAUGAAACUGUCUGAUAGGGAUCUCCAAGACUACUUCAAAACAUUGAAAGAGCUGCUGAGGGAUCCCGGCAAGAUUUUAAGUCUGAGUCUAAGCCAUGAUAGCCAUGCCCAAAAUGCUGUAAAGAAAUUAGAAAAGUUGGAAAAAGACACCUUACUUUUGACUACAUCGGAGAUGAUGUGUCUCCUGGAGGCUGUGGAUGCAACUUUGAAGCAACACUUGAAAGUUACUGUCAACACAUCAGUGAAUGAGCUCAGAGAAAACACAGAAUUGUGUAUUGAGAAAAUCAAAGACUAUAUGGUUACAUGUAAGGAAGAGCUCGCAAAAGAGGCAGAAUUGCAUAAACAAGAUUUUGAUAAAAACGCAAAAAAAAGCAUGAACUAUUAUAAUGAAGUGACUGUCUUGGGCAAAAGAGACUUUGAUGGGAACGCAGUCAAACGCACGCAAGCCUUUGAUGACAACUCAGAAAAACGCAAGCAGGAGUAUGAUGAACACACAGUCACACGCACGCAAGCCUUUGAGGAGAACGCAGAAAAACGCACGCAGGAGUAUGAUGAACACACAGUCUCACGCAAGCAAGCCUUUGAGGAGAACGCAGAAAAACGCACGCAGGAGUAUGAUGAACACACAGUCUCACGCACGCAAGCCUUUGAUGAGAACGCAGAAAAACGCACGCAGGAGUAUGAUGAACUCACAGUCUCACGGAAAAAAGACUUUGAUGAUAAUGCAGACAAACGCACGCAGGAUUUUGAUGAGAUCGCAGAAAAACGCUUGAGGGACAUUAAUGAGCAGCGUGGAAGAAAUACUAUUUUCAUUGAAACUUCCUACAAACAGUCCAGUAAAGAUAUGCUUGGAAAGUUGUUGGAGCAUUACAGCAAACGUUUCUGUCACGUAAAUACCUUUCCAUUGGAUGACUAUGUUCAGGAAAAGUUACGUGAUAUUUAUAUGCCACCGAAUAUACAACUUAUGGAUAAGGAAAGAGGGUUUUUCAAAAAAACUGGUAAACAGAUUUCGACAUACCAACAUAUUUUGUUAUCAGAUACCAAACCAAAUCAACAGAUAUUUAUUCAAGGGGAAACAGGGUCUGGGAAAUCUACUUUUCUUGCGAAAUUGGUCAUGGACUGGUGUAAAAUUACAUCAGAACAAUCAUCCGUGACGAUGCUGCCAAUUGAUGGCAAGACUUCCAGUGUCAACUCUAAUACACAGAUGAGAGACUCUAAUGUUUUUGACGAUUUAACGUGUCUGAAUGGCUUUAAAUUUGUCUUCCAUGUACAAUUAAGGGAAUCGGUUGAUCAGUUUGAUAUCGCGAAAAUUAUAAAAAAGCAGAUAGUUGACAGUAUAUACUCUUCUGAAGAAGAUCGCGGAAAGGCAUACAUACUACUAAAUGAGAUCAUGAAACGUGAACGUUGCUUGGUAUUACUUGAUGGCCUAGAUGAAUGGAUUGGUACUGGAGAACCUAGAGAGAUUGGUACUCGUCACAACCUGCCAAAACUGGCCGACGUACACAGUCAUUGUGUUUUGUUGAUAACUACUCGACCUUGGAAGAUGACAGGAGCGAAAAUACUUGACUCGCAGAUUGACAAACUGCUGCAACUUGAUGGAGUCAAAAACGUGUUUGAGGCAAGCAGAAAAAUCCUUGGGUGUAGGAAAGAUUGUAAGAAGAGAAAAGAUUUAGACAAAAAACAAUCCGAAUUUGAAUUGUAUGUACAGAAAUAUGGCUUGUUAGAGCCUUUGCACUUCCCAAUGAUGUUGUGUCUGAUUGUACAAUUGUGGGCAGAAGGAACUGAACUUAAGGGCUCUAAGUGUGAAAUGUACAGCUUCUUGCUGGACAGUCUUUUUAAGAAGGCGACCAGUGAACCGAGUGAAUUUCAAGAGCCAACUUAUCGAUGCUUAACAGAGACCCAAUAUAUACAGCCCAAUAUUGAACACUUGAAUAGACUUGCUGAAGCGGCAUUUGAUUUGUUGUUUUCAGAUACACAAAAUAAAGCUCUAGUAUUUACAACGAAAGAAUUGAAGAAAUAUAAUUUAGGUGAACUAGACCAAAACAAUGUUGCACUGAAAUCCGGUAUUUUAUCAGCGAAACGUCAGGCACCUACAUUAAGAGCACUCCCGUCAUUUUCAUUUAUUCAUAAGAGCAUUCAGGAAUUCCUGGCUGCGUAUCAUAUUGCCCGUAUUACCCAUCUCAAUCUCAUUGAUGAUGUCGUUUCCGGAUAUCUUGACCGUCACGAGAAUGCAUAUCUUGACGUGUCCCAGGUUUUCAUCUUUCUGUGUGGACUAGACAUCAUGUCAGCGAAUAAGCUUUCUGGCAUGAUGGAUGAACGCAAUAAUGCUCGUGUAAAAUCUAGCUUUAAUGGAAGUAAGCUUUGUGAGAUCAUACUACAAGGAUACAGAGAAGCCGUUGCCAAUGAGCAAACUAACAUUGCUCUGACACUAAGUCACAUGUCCAACGUUGAUACCAUAGAAUUUAAAAGCAUGACAAACGUUGUCAGAGACCUUCACAGCGUCUGGAAAAAUAACACACGCAAUCUAUUGUCAUUGGAUCUACUCAUAGACAUAAGCAACUGUAGUAGGCCUUCUGCGUUCAGAGGUGGUUCACCUGCAACAGCUGAGCCUACAUCCCAUAUUGAGUUUGACAUGUCAUCCUGCCACAGGCUGGAAUAUUUAUAUCUAGACGGGGACGACAUUUGGCUUAAAGAUUCUGACAGUGCUGCUAGAUCAGAACAGCCGCACUGGAGAUCAAAACACCCGGUCUGGAUUGUUCUAGACAGUGCAAAUCCAGUACUGCCCUCUAUUAAACACAUUACAUUGUGGGAUAUCAAUUGUUCCUCCACUUGGCUGAACAGUUUGUUCAGUACGCUUCUGACACUGGACCAUGAGGUGGAGUGUUCCCUGAACCAAUGUCACAUAUCAUCGCGUAUAAAGGGCGUCUUCAAUAGUUGGAUAAAUGCGUCAAUAACGACGGACGUAAACAAAUGUCUGAAUCUCGGUAUACUUGAGCCAGAUGGUGUGUUGAACGCCCAGAUUGUAGAGUUGUUUAAGUCAAUACAGUUGGAAACCCUUAACAUUAAACUGUCUGCAUGGACUCGUAUCGAUCCCAAUCUGUGGGAUGCUCUGAACAGCCUUACUAUGAAUCGUGUGACACUGAGUGUAAAUAGUGUAUGGUAUGGUCUGAUAGUAAAUAAUUUCUCAAUGUCGCAGGCUUUCCUAUCAUACAAUACGGAAAUUAUUUGUAUGUACCUGAAUGCCCAGCCCAAUCUGAUAGAGGCUAUGCAUGGUCUGCCUAUCAAAAGUCUGAGUCUGUAUGGCAGUCGAGAAGGUUUGGACAUUAAUCACGUGGCAUCGCUGCACAAGUUGCUAUCUUCGCUCAAACAGCUGAAAAAGCUCAGUGUGCUGAAAAGCAACGACAGUCCCGGUCUUUGGGAGGCUCUACAUGGUCUGAAUAUCAAGAGUUUGAAACUGAAUGACACAUAUGUGCAACAUUUAUCGUUGUUUGCACAGUUUCUAGCUUCUCUAACACACCUUGAAACGUUAAAUAUAAUAGUGAAUUUUGGCAGUCAUCUCGGUCUGUGGGAUGCCCUCCACGGACUGAAUAUCAAGAGCCUGACUCUGAAUGGUUCCAUAGCAGAUGCGAUGCAAAAGUUGGCAAUGAAACCAUCGUCUCGGCUAUUUCAAUCGCUUACACAGCUGGAAACGCUUAGUAUUGGAUUGUGGAACGCGUCUGACGUUGAGGCUCCCGCUUUUUGUCAGGCCCUCCACGGGCUGAAUAUCAAGAGGCUGAGUCUGAAUGGUUUCAGAAGUUGUAAGUUAGUAGGAUUCAAGAGUUGGGAUUUCUCGCAGCUAUUUCAAUCGCUUAUACAGCUGGAAACGCUUAGUGUGAGAGUUUGUGCUUACUCGAAUUUGUGGGAUUAUCUGCCGAAGGCUCUGCGUGGUCUGCAUAUCACGCGUCUGAGUUUAAGUGAUAUUCAGGAAGGUUUGCAGGUAAAAAAUGCUGAGUUGUCACAGUCAAUAUCCUCGCUCACGCAGCUUAAAACGCUUACAUUGCAUGUAUAUGCUUAUAUCGACCUACAACUACCUCAGUCAUUGAAGUAUCUCAAUUUCUACUGUACCAGAAUAUCUCCGCCAGAAUUACGCGACCUAGUGAAGGCACUGUCUGCGUGUACUCAGGCAGUUGAGAGCAAGCUGGAAUUCGGUUGUGCAGAAUGCAUAUAUAAUGAUAGAUGGAGUAUGUCAACUAUAUUUCCUCCUGAAGAAUAUAUCCCCGUCCACCUAGAACUGACUGUACAGAGGAAUAUCACAGUGAAGCGAUUCCGAAUAUUAGACCGGAUACGUGCCGAUAGAUGGUGUGAGUCUGCUGAUUCUGCCUGGUCGGUACGUGGCAAUGUUGCUGUUGAGAAUGAUGAUUAUGAUGAUGGCACUGUUGAUGAUGACACUUAUAAAUCAUUCGUUCGACAUCUUAAUCCAGGAAUCAAAUAUCGAAUUUCCAUGCGAGUGCAGAGUCAUGGAGCUUCAAACUCUUGA
Dreissena polymorpha is the source of this 4698-nucleotide messenger RNA. RefSeq lists its product as uncharacterized. NCBI's taxonomy places the organism in Eukaryota, Metazoa, Mollusca, Bivalvia, Myida, Dreissenidae. The coding region runs from base 1 to 4698 and encodes 1565 amino acids. The transcript is spliced from 5 exons. The record is from RefSeq and is a predicted model, not a curated record.